This is a messenger RNA of Eurytemora carolleeae, 1351 nucleotides long. RefSeq names its product transmembrane protein 50B. Gene Ontology annotation, biological process: late endosome to vacuole transport via multivesicular body sorting pathway; protein targeting to vacuole. NCBI's taxonomy places the organism in Eukaryota, Metazoa, Arthropoda, Copepoda, Calanoida, Temoridae. The transcript is spliced from 2 exons. Bases 15 to 515 code for a protein of 166 amino acids. The record is from RefSeq and is a predicted model, not a curated record.
UUAUUUCAGAAAAAAUGGCGGCGAUUCUCGAAGCCAUGCCUUGUGAGAGUUGUCACAAUAUCGAGCUUAGUGAUAAACGGAACAAAAUUGCAUCAAUUGUCUCCGGGUUUCUCUUCUUCUCCGGGUGGUGGUUUGCUAUAGAUGCGUCCUCCUCAGACUACCAGAACACCAGAGAUGUGUUCCAUCUGUGCGGAGUGUUCAGUGCUCUCUCCAUGUUUAUGGUGAACACUGUGAGUAAUGAUCAACUACGAGGCGAAGGUUUGACUGAUGGUGUGUGUGGGGGAGGAAUUGCUCCUAAAAUGUGGUUCUUCUUCGCAUUCCUCAUGGGGUUCGGAUCUCUUUUGGGCUCCUGUUGGAUCCUAUUCGGUGAGUACGUCAUGGAGAACGAGGCAUCAAGGAAGGAGUUUAAUCCGACCACUAUCUAUCCUGGGGUUGCGUUCUUUCUGCAGAACCUCUUCAUUUUUCUCUCCUCUCUAGUCUACAAGUUCGGGAGAACUGAGGAUCUCUGGGGUUAACUCUGAACACAUGUUGUUUAAUUCCUCUGGGUCUGAUUUCAGAGUCGGAGUUGAAGAUCAAUGAUCAGUAUACCUCUGGUCAUAUAGUUGUAUCAAUUCAAUACUGUUCUUAUAGAGCAAAGUCAAAUUUAAAGACGACAUAUUUAAUUUAGUACGGCCCGUUGUAGAAAAACUGUUAAGAAAAUAUGAUUGAUUGUGAAAGGAUAACCAGACCGCAUCCCAUCAUCAUUGUAAAAUAUCGUUUUUAAAUCUGAAUAUGCUCCCAAAACAGUUGCAUGUGUCGUAUAAAUAUUUUUGAUUCCCUUUAUACCAUAUUUUACAUUCUACAAGGCUUGAAAUAAACACAAUCAAUGUCUAAUGAUAAAACUAUGAUUGAAUGGAAACCUAUCAAAAUUCCCCAAAAAUUUACCCAUCAAUACAUUCGCUGCAUUUUUUUUUUGUCUCGUUCAAUUGGAAGAUGCCUGUUCUUCCAACUCCCCGGCCCCCAUAUCCAUUACUUGAGAGCUUUAUUCUUCUAUAGUGAGUAAAUGAACCUGUAAUUAAAAAUUUGUCACAACUUCUGUAUUCUAAUUCCCUCUCCUAUUGUAUGGUUCUGUGUAAAAAUGUGAUCUCUACCUUUGAUUCUUGCUUAAAGUGUCGAAGAUGUAUUGUACUGUAUGUAAAGCAUAUGCGUAAUGCGUAUAACUGUACACAUAAAUUAUAUAAAUAUGCAUACGCGUACAUAAAUAUGAAAAUGUAGGUUCAUAAACUAAUAUUGAAUGAUGUAAUCGUCUAUUUUAGACCAUAUUAAAAAAAAUUUAGAUGUUUCCCGUUUUGUAAAUAAACUUUAACUUUUU